AUGGCGACCCUCGCAGCGCCCUCGCUCGCAACCUCGUCUCGACCAACAACCCCCUCCGCACCCUUCGACCCCUCCGCCUACCUCUCGACCGACUUCCCUCCCCUCCCUGCCUUCCCACACGAUUUCGACGAUGCAGCGCUCGAGAACGGAAUGAUGGUCGGCAUCGAUCCAGCUGCCACGACUUCCUCGGGCAGUGGAGGGUCGUCGGGCUCUCCGUCUGGGAUGGGCGGGCUGGGACUCGGUCAGCCUGGUGGGUCGGGGUCGGGGUCGUUCGCGACGGGCCAGGGGAUGGUGAGGACCCAUAGCGGGUCGAGCAGUAGCGGUGGAAGUGCGGGAGCGAGGGGACCUGUCACGCGGUUGAGGAGCGGCGCGGUCCCUCCGCCUGGUUCGCGCUCGGCUGCAUCGGGCGCAGGCGGAGGAGGAGGGUUCAUCUCGUUUGACCCGGACCGAGGAUCCGAUCUCGAAGACGACGAGGAAGAAGACGAGGAGCGCCAAGUCGAAGGCCGGCCGAAGAAGCGCAAGUCGGUUCGGGACUUGCGGUCUGCCGCGCAGGCGCAGGCGCAGGCGAGUGCGCCGCCUCCACCGCCGCCUGUUGCGGCUGCUGCGACGAGCAAGAGCGAGGGAGAGGGAGGGGCCGAGGGAGGCGAAGACAAGGCGAGGAGGAAGAUCCAGAUCGAGUACAUCGAGGAGAAGAGCAAGCGGCACAUUACGUUCUCGAAGCGCAAGGCCGGCAUCAUGAAGAAGGCCUACGAGUUGUCCACCUUGACCGGCACCCAAGUCUUGCUCCUUGUGGUCUCCGAGUCCGGAUGGGUCUACACUUUCACGACAGACAAGUUCAAGCCGCUUGUCAAGGAGGACGAGAACGGGCAGCUUUCGGCGGGUCAGAAGCUCAUCGCGGCGUGUCUGGAAGCGAAGGACGGCCCUCCGAACCUCUCGGCCGCGUACCAGCCGACAACCGCCUCGUCCACCGGCAACUUCGAAGCCAACUCGUCCGUCCACGGCGGCCAAAUCUCGCUCAAGACGGGCCAGCGUUCCGGCCGACCUAUCGCGACGAACCGCCGAGUGUCGGGCAAGGCUCGUCCAGCUGCGAUCCAGCCUCCGCCGCCUAUGCCUCUUCCGCUCCCGACUCCGCCUCAAGGGUUGAUGGCAGACCCGACGCUUCCGGUCCCGCCCAACAGCGCGGGAAUGCAGAUGGGUCAGUUGCCGUCGCCGUUGUCGGGCGGAGGAGGAGGAGGGUACCUCGACCCGAGUCCGAUCUCGCCUCACGGUCCGCGCGGGAGCUAUCCGCCUCGUAGCGGCGGCGCGGGCGGGAGCUACUCGCUUCAGCAACAACAGCAGCAGGACUAUGCCGAGAUGAUGCAGCGAGCGGACAUGUUGCAGCUCCAGCAGCGGCAGGGCGGCGGACAAGGCGGGUCUGGCGCGCAGGGAGGGGGAGGAGGAUACGAUUACGACUUGUAUUCGACGGUGCCGGUACGUGACCGUUCUCCUCUCUCCCGGGACGACAGCCGAGACCGACCCGACGUUCUCUUCGACCUCUUUCCCCCGACUCCGCCUUUGCAACGCCAGCCUUCCUCGACGAUGGCCCCUUCGCAUGCGUCGCAGUACUACCCCUCGCACGACUCGCACGGUCUUCCUCCGCUUCCGCAGCAGCAGCAACACGACGCCGGCCACCCUUCACUCCACCACCAACGCUCGUUCUCCCACUCCCACUCCGUCCCUCACACUCCUCAUCGCACGCUGCAUCACCAAGCCUCUCACGGCCAUCUCUCCGCCUCCGCCGCGCAGCAGCAGCAGUCAGACUACUCCGACCCGUACGCUCAGCAGAAUUACACGCACCACCGCGAUCCGAGCAUGAUGGACCCGCGGAACGGAGGAGGGUGGCAGACGCCGCAUCAUCAUUUGCAGCAGCAGGAGGCGGGGAGUGCGCAGGGAACGCCGGUUGGGGUUAGGCAGGGCCAGCAGCAUGCGUUGUACGCGGGCGGAGACGACGGCUAUGCGAGGUAG
This is a messenger RNA of Rhodotorula toruloides NP11, 2004 nucleotides long. Its product is annotated as minichromosome maintenance protein 1. The coding region runs from base 1 to 2004 and encodes 667 amino acids. Gene Ontology annotation, molecular function: DNA-binding transcription factor activity, RNA polymerase II-specific; protein dimerization activity; RNA polymerase II cis-regulatory region sequence-specific DNA binding. NCBI's taxonomy places the organism in Eukaryota, Fungi, Basidiomycota, Microbotryomycetes, Sporidiobolales, Sporidiobolaceae. The transcript has 3 exons. Gene Ontology annotation, biological process: positive regulation of transcription by RNA polymerase II. The record is from RefSeq and is a predicted model, not a curated record.